AAUGACGUAAAGGGUUACGACAAAAACAACCACAUGUGAGAAUUCCAGCGCGAGGAGCCGACAUUUAUCUAUUUCAAUUUUCGUGAAGGGACCGAGGGGUGUACGGCAUGGAUAAACGGGGCCACUACCCUUCACCGAACUUCGAAUGCCCUCCGCCGAACUCCAUACAACUGACAUGGCCGCAGCAACAGCAGCAGCAGCCGCCUCGCACAAGCAGUUUCCAUCACAGCAUGUGGACUUGGAACGAGGGACCCUCCGAGUCCGGCUGGUGGAACCAUGGGGCGGCGUCGGGGAACACUCAGUAUUCAUAUGGACAGAGUUCUGGUCAUGAAUGGUAUCAAGCUGGCUAUCAAGGUUACAAGCCAACAGGGAACCAUGGGAAAAGGCAUCAAAACAAGAGAGAACCUGAGUUUUUGCAUUUUUGUGACACCUGUGACCGAGGUUUCAAAAACCAGGAGAAGUAUGAGGAGCACGUAGCUCAACACGUCAAGUGUUCUGUACCCGACUGCAGUUUCACGGCUCAUGAAAAAAUAGUCAGCAUCCAUUGGAGAAAUACACAUGCACCAGGAAAGAAAAGAAUCAAACUGGACACCCCUGAAGAGAUUGCAAAGUGGAGAGAGGAAAGACGCAGGAACUACCCAACUGCGGAUAAUGUGGAAAGAAAAAAAAAACUGAUGGCAGGCCGAGAACAGACUGGAGCGGUUCUGGAGACGGCUCAGUUUGGACGAAUGAGAGGCAGAGGACGUCGGCAAUGGCGUGGAAGAGGUCAUCAAGGGUUCCGGGGGCAGCAGCCCCCAAGUCCUUUAGAUAGCGGCGCUGCAGCCGAUAGACCCCCACCCCUCACACGGCCUGGCCAGGAUAGCGAUCCACUGGGAGCGUUGGCCAAAAGUGACAAUGAUUCUGACAAAGACGAUGCAGCAACUGACUCCAGGGGCCCUGGUCUCGUUGUGGCCCCGAAGCAGAUGAGCUCAGCUCUGGGGUCCCUUGUGGCCAACUACGGCUCCUUGAGCGAGAGUGAAAGUGAUGAUGGAGCACACGUAUCCACAAUGCAAAGAACCGCAGAACUGCUCCAAGAAAACAAGGUUUUGCUAAAGCAGGACGCACAACCUUCCAGUAUCUCCCACAGCUGGUCUGCUCGUAAUAGUCCCAACAACCCAAGAGGACGAGGAGGCAGAGGAGGUCGAGGAGGAAGGCACGGCCGAGGCGGACACAAUGAUAUGUUGCAGAAACGACGACCCACUCUCCUUGAGAUGCUCCUCGCCCCCGAUAUCCGCCACGAGAGGAACAUCCUCCUGCAGUGUGUUCGAUACGUAGUCCAAAGCAACUUCUUUAAGACCAAAGUCCAACCUGAAGUAAAGCCGGGGACUGACACAAGGCAGGAAGUUACGAAUGGAAAGCCAUCAGAGGAAGUCAGGACUUUGUCUGCCUCUUCGGUUGCUGGUGAGAGAUGUCUGUGAACGGUGUGGCCACAUUUCACAGAGCCGCCACUAGUCCAGGAGUCCAAGACAUGGAAAUUAGCGCAGAAGAGAGCCCAGAAAUAAACAUUACUGUUAACCGCUGCUUGCCGGAGAAUGCGCUGGCUCACUUUAGUCACCCAUUUUCCCCUUGACUGGCGUGUUAUAGACUUUCAAGCGACAAAGCGAGUGACCGAGCUGGCUCUGGACGACAACAAGAUGGCCAAACUGGCCUCGGUUCACCAUGUGACCAAUCAGUGAACGUGCUGGUCGUGAACCACAAAAAGCCAGUGAUGGACCAUCAGAUGGAAAAGUGGUCCAUGGUGACCAGAUUGCUUGUGGGUAACCACCGAGUGACCAAGCGGGUUGUAGAGGUUGACAACUACUAGAUCCCAAAACAGCCAUCAUUUAACUGCACGCCAUGAAAGUGUACAUUUAUAGUGAUGAAAUAUGGCAAAUUUAUUUUUAUGGAUUAGUGGAGCAAUUCAGACUUACAGUAUUUUCCUUAAUUUCAAUCAUCAUUUUGUCUGAUUUAUAUUUUGGAAAGUACAUCAAUUAAUGUAUUAUCUUUUUCUCCAAAAAUAAAUGUUUUCAGAUCCAAACAA
Doryrhamphus excisus (bluestripe pipefish) is the source of this 2059-nucleotide messenger RNA. It is a transcript of the gene nufip1, whose product is annotated as nuclear FMR1 interacting protein 1. The record is from RefSeq and is a predicted model, not a curated record. Gene Ontology annotation, biological process: box C/D snoRNP assembly. Lineage: Eukaryota; Metazoa; Chordata; Actinopteri; Syngnathiformes; Syngnathidae. Gene Ontology annotation, molecular function: RNA binding. Gene Ontology annotation, cellular component: nucleus.